GCGUGAUCGUCAGUGCUACAUACUGCGCCUGCGCACGAGCCGAGGCCUUUUCCCGCAGCCGAGUGUUGCUGGGCCUGCUGGUCUGUGGCGAGCCGCGGACGCCGGUCUCUGGUCCGCAGGAUGGGGUUUGUGAAGGUUGUCAAGAAUAAGGCUUACUUCAAGAGAUACCAAGUGAAAUUUAGAAGACGUCGAGAGGGUAAAACUGAUUAUUAUGCCAGGAAACGCUUGGUAAUUCAAGAUAAAAAUAAGUACAACACACCUAAAUACAGGAUGAUAGUUCGUGUAACCAACAGAGAUAUCAUCUGUCAGAUUGCUUAUGCCCGCAUAGAAGGAGAUAUGAUAGUUUGUGCAGCUUAUGCUCAUGAACUCCCAAAGUAUGGUGUGAAAGUUGGCCUGACAAAUUACGCUGCAGCAUAUUGUACCGGCCUGCUGCUGGCCCGCAGGCUCCUUAAUAGGUUUGGCAUGGACAAGAUCUAUGAAGGCCAAGUGGAAGUGACUGGAGAUGAAUACAAUGUGGAAAGCAUUGAUGGUCAACCUGGUGCCUUCACCUGCUAUUUGGAUGCAGGGCUUGCCAGAACUACUACUGGAAAUAAAGUUUUUGGGGCCCUCAAGGGAGCAGUGGAUGGAGGCUUGUCUAUCCCUCACAGUACCAAACGAUUCCCUGGUUAUGAUUCAGAAAGCAAGGAAUUCAAUGCCGAAGUACAUCGAAAGCACAUCAUGGGUCAGAAUGUUGCAGAUUAUAUGCGUUACCUAAUGGAAGAAGACGAAGAUGCAUACAAGAAACAAUUCUCUCAAUACAUAAAGAACAACGUAACUCCAGACAUGCUGGACCACUCUUAGGCUGAUGUACUUUUCCUGGCUAGCUCAUCAGUUUGAUCUUUGGAGGCCUCUUAUGCAUGCCUGCUAAACUCCUCUGCUGACAUCUGACAUGUCUCCAAGAGGAAAGUGGUCUUCACUUAAAACUCAGUGCUAUUAUCUACAUACAUGGUUGUGAAUCCUGUUUGUCUCUUAGGAAGGAAUGGACCGAGUUGCUUAGAUUUAUUAAAUGACUACAUUUGACAUCAUCAAAUGGACUCGUUAAAUACAGUGGAAAGCCAUAAUAGAGUGCAGAGGUAGAG
Molecule: messenger RNA, 1118 nt
Organism: Lontra canadensis (Northern American river otter)
Lineage: Eukaryota; Metazoa; Chordata; Mammalia; Carnivora; Mustelidae
Gene: RPL5
Product: ribosomal protein L5
Exons: 7
Coding region: 121-840 (239 amino acids)
Biological process (GO): translation; ribosomal large subunit assembly
Cellular component (GO): ribosome; cytosolic large ribosomal subunit
Molecular function (GO): 5S rRNA binding; structural constituent of ribosome
Source: RefSeq, a predicted model, not a curated record